Molecule: messenger RNA, 729 nt
Organism: Phytophthora nicotianae INRA-310
Lineage: Eukaryota; Oomycota; Peronosporomycetes; Peronosporales; Peronosporaceae
Exons: 2
Coding region: 67-729 (220 amino acids)
Source: RefSeq, a predicted model, not a curated record
CUCGUUUCUUCCACACCGCUACCGAUAAAGCAACGAUCAGGUUCUUAGUAGCGAUAUCUGUCGGCAAUGGGCAAGGAGCGAUUCACCAUUAACCCGUUUCCGGCGUUAGCCCUCACGGAUGACGAGAAGGACCAACUCCUCGAACUGGGGCGCACCAUUAUCGAGGCCAAUUUCGAGCGUGACAACCCGUUCUUCAAAGGUGGCCGCAAGGUCGACCCGAACCGAUGGAAGCUCUCCAAAGAGCGCGAACGCAUGAAAGUGUACACGGAGCGUCCGGAAUAUGUCGGAGAUGACGCGAUGAGCAACGCAAGCUCAACAAAGCUGCCGGCCAUCCUGUCCGUUGGCCGCGUUGAAGGCAAACUGGACGAUAUGAUGUACGGCGUCGUGAAUCCUACACUCGAGGACAUGCGCAUCAAGGCUUCAUACGUGCACGACUUCGACGGUGCCGCCGUGCUCUCGACGAUCGUGAGCCCCACGGAGGAGGAACCGUUCACGUCCGUCGUGGUCAAGUGGAUGGAGAUGGAUAUCCCGCUACGCCGGACAGGUGUCGUCCAGAACCGUGACUACGUCUACCUUGAAUGCACUGGUUUCGCAAGAAUGAGCAACGGAGACCGUGCCGGUUACCAUUUCCUGCACUCAAUCGACUUCCCACAGAUCCCGAAGCUGUCGGAUCGCGUUCGAGGUGAUCUGUCCAUUUGCGGCUUCUUCCGUCAGCAGUGCCGGUUAUGA